Molecule: messenger RNA, 3210 nt
Organism: Cloeon dipterum
Lineage: Eukaryota; Metazoa; Arthropoda; Insecta; Ephemeroptera; Baetidae
Gene: Tnpo-SR
Product: transportin 3
Exons: 15
Coding region: 161-2941 (926 amino acids)
Biological process (GO): protein import into nucleus
Cellular component (GO): cytoplasm
Source: RefSeq, a predicted model, not a curated record
UAAAAAAGAGAUUGCUUUGCCUUAUGCCUUGCAGCUUGCGGCACACUACCCGUGGACUCCGUGUUUGUUUAUGUAUAGUUUUACGUAGGGAUUAUCGGUUAUAAUUAUUUUCCUGAUUACUGUGAUGAUUAGCGGUGGCCAUUAAGUAAAAUUGGUAAAAAUGCAAGCUGCGCCGUCUUUGGAAAAUGUCUACGAAGCCGUUUCGACGCUCUUCAACAACUUGGACAACACGCAAAAGGAGAAGGCCUCGGCAUGGCUAGACGAGUUGCAGAAAUCGGUUUACGCUUGGAAGAUAGCAGACGCGAUGCUGCACGAAAAGAAGGACUUAGAGUCGUGCUAUUUCGCGGCCCAAACGAUGAGAACCAAAGUGCAACUCAACUUCAACGAACUGCCCAGGGAAUCGCACGAAUCCCUCAGGGACUCUCUGAUGGAACACAUCAGCCAGGUCUCGGAGCAGACCAAUGUUGUCAUAGUUACUCAGUUAUGUUUGGCGAUGGCUGAUUUGGCGCUGCAAAUGACCUCCUGGCAAAAUCCGAUAGAGGACCUCAUUCACAAGUACAGUCAGACCAACAUGUGGCCUCUGCUUGAAAUCCUCACGGUCUUACCCGAGGAGGUGAACUCCAGAUUGCUUAGACUAGGAGCAAACCGCAGAAAUGAAGUAACUGCCGAGCUAUCAAACCAUUCCAAAAUUGUCCUAGAGUAUUUGAAGGCUUGCCUGGCACAGGGAUCGAAUAAUCACCAAUUAAAUAUAAAAGUAUUGAAGUGCUUUACCUCGUGGAUAUCGAUACAAGCCAUCACCUUGGCAGACAUCCCAGACAAUCCGAUUGUGUCUCAGGCCUUUACAAUUCUGCUUUCACACGAGGCACCAUUUAAUAUGCACGACAGUGCAACCGACUGUAUAUGUGCCCUCCUGCAACAUCUUGAGGACAACAAUAACCAACAAGAACUGGAAAUGCAAAUAGUAGACGCUGUAGUCAGACUAGACAGUAGUUACCAUAUGACUGUGGCAGAGGAAUCAACAGAAAAGUCAAUAAAUUACUGCCGGAUUUUCACUGAAUUGUCAGAAGCCAUGUUGGACAAAAUUAUUAGUGGUUCAUCAACUGGAAAACCACAUUUUGCAAUUGGUGUUUUGGAUUUGGUCCUGAUGUGUGUCGGGCACCAUGACUAUGAAGUGGCUGAAAUUACUUUCAACCUCUGGUACCGCCUCUCUGAGGAGCUCUAUGUGAAGAACAAAGAAGAUCUGAAUGCAGUUUUUUCUCCUUACGUUGAAAGAUUGAUCGUUGCUCUCUGCCGACACUGCCAAAUUGAACCUGAUCACGAGGGUUUGAUUGCCGAUGGAGAAGACUUUUCAGGCUUUCGGUUGAAAGUUUCGGAAUUGAUUAAAGAUGUAGUUUUCAUAAUUGGCUCAUCCCAUUGCUUUCGGCAAAUGUUUCUUCAGCUGCAGUCACCAGGAAUAACGUGGGACGUGACAGAAGCUGCUCUCUAUGUCAUGCAGUCUGUAGCCAAGAACAUACUUCCAGAUGAAAAGGAAGUUGUUCCGAAAGUACUGGAGGCCAUUUUAAAUAUGCCACCUGACGUUCACAUCAUGGUCAGGCACACAGCUGUCGUUCUAUUGGGAGAACUCUGCGAAUGGAUCGAAAAGAACCAUCAUACGCUUGAGCCGGUGUUGAACUAUCUGCUAGUGUGCUUGCAACACCCCCUACUUGGAUCUGCGUCCGCCACUGCGCUACAAAACAUUUGCAGCGCUUGCAGAGACCACAUGAAUGUGCACUUGGGAGGACUGUUGGAAAUCGUCCGAUCGAUGAACAGCUUCAAAAUCUCUAAUGAGGCAGCUCUUGGGCUUCUAAAGGGAGUGUCCAUCAUCAUUGGCCGCCUUCCUCCCGAGCAAAUUGACCCUGCCUUCAGGGAAAUAUGCAACUGCCAAGUUGCGCCGCUUUGUCAGUUAAUUGAGGGAGAUGGUAAAAUUGAAAAGGGCACACCAAGUGAUCCAGUUUUGUGGCUUGACAGGCUAAGUGCCAUUUUCAGGCACACAAACCCUCUGAUCGAGAGCACAAAUUCAGUGCAUCCCUGUCUCAAAGUCAUCUCAGAAGUGUUCCCAGUUCUUUCCAAAGCGCUAGAGAAGUAUCAGGACAGAAUGAGCAUCAUGGAAAGGUGCGCUAGAUGCCUUCGGUUCGCCAUCAGAUGCGUGGGAAAGCAAGCAGGCAGUUUUUUGGAGCCGCUCGUUAAACAGAUUGUGUCCCUGUACGCGGUUCACAAGCAUAGCUGUUUCCUCUAUUUGGGGAGUAUUCUGGUUGAUGAGUAUGCAACUGAAGCAGGAUGCAUCCAGGGCUUGCUGGGGAUGCUUCAAGCCUUCAUUGGGCCUGCUUUUGAGAUUAUGCAGUCACCAAGCGGACUGAAAAACAACCCUGACACGGUCGACGAUUUUUUCAGACUUUGUAACAGAUUUUUACAACGCUCACCUGUAGCGUUUCUCCAGUCUGCAUUUUUGAAUGCUGUUUUACAAUGUGCGCUAAUGGCCAGCUCUUUAGAUCAUAAAGACGCAAACUCAACCGUUAUGAAAUUCUUUCUUGAUCUCGUACAUUGUGGUCGGAGUGGAGAGAGCAAGCCAGACUUUGCCGUGAGACAGCAAUUGGUGCAAAACAUUAUGAAGGAAGGUGGACAGCUGCUGGUGCAGAGUCUGCUGCACUCUAGUGUAUUUUACCUCCAUUCAUACAUGCUGGGCGGAGUAGCUGAAGUCAUUUACGAGAUGAUGCUUCUGAACAGGGCUGAGCUUUGCGUGUGGCUGGAAGUCGCUCUGAAGUCGCUGCCACUGACAAACGCUGGAGGCCACGUCAACGCCACUCAACAGCAGCUUGUUGAGUUUCAUAAAACUGUGACAAGGGCCGAGCACAUAAAAGAUGUAUCUCAUGCGCUGAAAGAUUUUGCUCAUCUGUUUCGCUAAGGACCGUUAACUGCAACAUUUUGCUACCACUUAUCAAUUGGUAAGCGACUUUUUUAACACUUCCAGUUGGCUAAGGACUUAUCAUAUGUAGUGGAAGGAGAAAUCAAGAAGCCAAUAUUUCUCAUACAAAAAUGUUUUAUUUCGAAGACUUCAAAACGUUGUUUUGAUCAAAUUUGAAUGUAAAUUCAAGCGUUUGGGGUAAUAUGUCCAUGCAAGUGAACCUUGUGAUUGUGCUCUUUAAAGAAAUGAAACAAUUUUAGCUAAAACAA